AUGUCUCAAACACCUUCCGCUUGGUCUCCAUCCUCCUGGAGAGAAAAGCCUAUCGCCCAGGAUGUCACCUAUGGCGACAAGGCCCAUCUCGACAGAGUACUGAGCAAGCUGCGCCGCCUGCCUCCUUUGGUGUCUCCUACAGAGAUUGACCGCCUGAGGAGCCAACUCGCCGAUGUCGCUGCUGGGAAGGCGUUCUUGUUGCAGGGUGGAGACUGCGCCGAGCUGUUUGACGAUUGUUCAUCGGGCCCCUUAGAGCACAAGCUAUCAUUAGUCCUCCUCAUGUCCCUGAUCAUCAUCCACGGCUCGCGUCUCCCCGUCGUCCGGAUCAUGCGCAUAGCGGGACAGUACGCCAAGCCCCGGAGCAAGCCGACCGAGAUGGUCGAUAUGCCCGGUCCGAACGGCGUCGAAAAGAAGGAGAUUCUCAGCUUCAGAGGGGACAAUGUCAACGGGUACGACCCGACCGACCGCCAGCCUGACCCGGAUCGCCUCUUGGGCGCCUACUUCCACUCGACCGCUACUCUCAACUAUAUCCGGACAUUGCUCUUAUCGGGCUUUGCGGAUCUGCAUAAGCCGCUCGACUGGUCUUUCUCCCAUGUCCGCUCGCCGGAGAUCCAGCAGGCGUUCGGGGCGGUCAUUGAUUCCCUCAAAGACAGUCUGGACUUUAUGCGCGUCGCGACGGGCGGAGCAGGCGGGAAUGAGAGGGGAGGGAUGGAGACUGUUGAUAUCUACACCAGUCACGAAGCGUUGUUGCUGGAGUACGAAGAGGCUCUUACUCGGCGUCAGGGACCUUCCGUGACCCGCUCAGGACAAUCGACGCCUUCCGCUUCGCCAAUCCGCUCGAGGCCUGAUCCCAACCUCCAAGCGCACGGGGACAAGUACUACAAUGUCUCUUCGCACUUUGUCUGGAUCGGUGAUCGUACAAGGCAGCUGGACGGGGCGCACGUCGAGUACUUUAGGGGGAUCGCAAACCCUAUUGGAAUCAAGGUCGGACCAACUAUGGAGCCGGCGGAGCUGGUCCGGGUGCUGGAUGUGGUCAAUCCCGAUCGUAUAGCUGGCAAGGUGACUAUCAUCGGCAGGUACGGCGCGGGCAAGGUGGAUCAGUACCUCCCCGCCCACAUUGACGCUGUCAAGGCGACAGACCACGUCGUCGUCUGGCAAUGUGAUGCUAUGCACGGAAACACCAAAUCCUCCAUCACCGACCCGAGCCUCAAGACGCGCCAUUUCGCAGACAUCAUCCAAGAAAUCGUCCGCUCGAUAGAGAUCCACCGAGAAAAGGGAACCAUUCUCGGCGGUGUCCACCUCGAGCUGACCGGUGAGGUGAAUGAGGACGGCUUCUCCGUGACAGAGUGUAUUGGCGGGUCGAUGGAGCUGGAAGAUAAGGACCUGUCUUUCAAUUAUCGGACACAUUGCGACCCUCGGCUCAAUUACGAGCAAUCACUAGAUGUUGCUUUCUUAUUGGCGGAUCAUCUCAAGUCGAGGAGGCGGGGCGAGACGCCCAAGGACAUUCUGCUGUCGGGUCUGAGGGGGCGAAAGUAG
Dioszegia hungarica is the source of this 1536-nucleotide messenger RNA. RefSeq names its product putative family II 2-keto-3-deoxy-D-arabino-heptulosonate aldolase. The record is from RefSeq and is a predicted model, not a curated record. The transcript has 11 exons. NCBI's taxonomy places the organism in Eukaryota, Fungi, Basidiomycota, Tremellomycetes, Tremellales, Bulleribasidiaceae. The coding region runs from base 1 to 1536 and encodes 511 amino acids. Gene Ontology annotation, biological process: aromatic amino acid biosynthetic process. Gene Ontology annotation, molecular function: 3-deoxy-7-phosphoheptulonate synthase activity.